Chenopodium quinoa (quinoa) is the source of this 6782-nucleotide messenger RNA. Its product is annotated as E3 ubiquitin-protein ligase listerin-like. Gene Ontology annotation, biological process: rescue of stalled cytosolic ribosome; ribosome-associated ubiquitin-dependent protein catabolic process. The transcript has 17 exons. The coding region runs from base 367 to 6036 and encodes 1889 amino acids. Gene Ontology annotation, molecular function: ubiquitin protein ligase activity; zinc ion binding; ribosomal large subunit binding. Lineage: Eukaryota; Viridiplantae; Streptophyta; Magnoliopsida; Caryophyllales; Amaranthaceae. Gene Ontology annotation, cellular component: RQC complex; cytosol. The record is from RefSeq and is a predicted model, not a curated record.
UUGCUCCUGCACAUUAGUUGGCUGUUCGUGCUCGCGACCACCAUAUCCUUUGCUGGUCUUUUUAGAUAGUGUUUGUGGUUUUGUUCGUUUCAUUGUUAGUAAUCUUUGUAAAAAAUUAAUUAAAUAAAUAAAUAAAUAAAUAAUAAAAAAAAAAAAAACUCUAUUUGUUUGACAUAUCUCCAGCUAUAAGUGAAUGGAGAAACUUUAAAAGACCUUCCAACUUUCUUCCGACGGCAGCAAAGGCGGCAUACCAUCGCGCCACCUCCAGCAACACCCAAAACCACCGCAAUAAACACCUAAAAACGCCGUAUUAACACCCACAAACACGGCCGCAGAAGCUAGAGUUUGCGAGGAGAGAGAAAAUCGAUGGGAAAACAAAAGGGUGAAAGUGCUAGAACCAAAGCUCGUGCUUCUAGCAGCAGUCUUGCUGCUUCGUUGGUGCCUACGGGUUCUGCCCCAAUUGGUUUUGGAGGUUAUGUGGGGAGUUCCCGGGUUGAUUCUGUACAUGGAGAUGAAUCCACUUCUUUCGCGGGUGUUGAUGGUGAGAUGGUACAAUACUUGAAAAGACUUGCUCGAAAAGAUCCCGUCACAAAGAUAAAAGCAUUAAAUUCUUUAUCAGCCUUACUGAAGAACAAGUCUGGGAAGGAUGUAUUACCAAUAAUUCCACAGUGGGGUUUUGAAUACAGGAGGCUUUUGAUGGACUACAACAGAGAAGUUCGACGGGCAACUCAUGACACUAUGACGAGCCUUGUUUCUGCUGCUGGACGGGAUUUGGCUCUGCAUCUUAAGUCUUUGAUGGGACCAUGGUGGUUUGCUCAGUUCGAUUCUGUUUCUGAAGUUUCUCAAGCUGCGAAGCGAUCACUACAGGCUGCCUUUCCAACCCAGGAGAAAAGACUAGAGGCACUGAUAUUUUGCGCUUCUGAGGUAUUUGAGUAUUUGGAAGAAAAUUUAAAGCUUACACAGCAGGGUAUGGCUGAUCUUGCUGCCGCUUCAGAUGAGUUAGCAGAUAUGCACCAAAGGGUUAUAUCGUCAUCAUUACUAGCUCUUGCUACACUACUAGAUGUAUUGGUUGGUGUUCAAUCAGAGAAACCUGCUAUUGAAGACUCAAACAUUCAAUCAACAAAGGUAUCAAAAGCUCGAGAUAUGGCUAUUUCUUCUGCCAAGACUUUGUUUGUGUCUCAUCAUUAUUUUCUGGACUUUCUUAAAUCUGAGAGCCCUGCUGUUCGCUCAGCUACAUAUGCAGUACUCAGAAGUUUCGUCAAGAAUAUAUGUGAAGUUUUUAGUGAAGAAGAUGUUAAAGGUCUUGCUACUGCAAUACUUGGUGCCUUCCAAGAAAAGGACCCAUCUUGUCAUACAGCGUUGUGGGAAACGUUUUUGCUGUUUACCAGAAGAUUUUCUGGGAGUUGGUCAUAUAUUAACUUUCAAAAAAUCUUUUCAAAUCGCUUUUGGCAGUUCCUGAAAAAUGGAUGCUGUGGAUCACAGCAGGUGUCAUACCCUGCUUUGGUACUUCUCCUAGAUGCUUUGCCAGCUGAGGUAACUGGGGGACAGAAGUACUUUGUUGACUUCUUCCAAAACCUAUGGGCAGGAAGGAAUGCAUCUCACCCUAGUAAUGCUGAUCGCCUGGCAUUUUUUGUGGCCCUUAAAGAAUGUCUCCUUUGGGUCUUGCAUAAUUGUGGAAGAUAUUGUAGUGGAGACGAUGCAAUAUACAAUUUCCGUAUGUCUCUUGUUGAUAAUGUACUUGUGAAGUUAUUGUGGCACGAUUUCUUGGUCUACUCUGAGGCAAGGCAUGAAGAUGUCAGCACUUCCAGUAUUGAUGGAGAUGCUCUUUCAGAGACCUCUAGAUUGUUAGACAAAAGUCAACUGGAGGUUAAAAAAGGGCAGUUGCAUGAUCUGGGGUGCUGCAUAAUUGAUGUCCUUUCUGCUAUCUACUCUUUGGAAUGCAAACUGCUCAAUCCAUUUUGUGAAGCAUUUCAGGGCUGCUGCCUUGAGACAUUUCAGCAAACAGAGCAUGUAAAGGAAGCUUCUGGGAACAUAGGAAGAGCCAUAAAAUUUUUGAUGUUGGUGGAGAAGUAUGCAGUUUUAAGAAAUGAAAGUUGGCUCUUGGAUUAUCUAGUUGGGCCUAUGCUGGAAAGGUCUCUUCCAUUGAUUAUAUCCCAUGAAUCUGUUGAGGUGGUUAAGUUUCUCUCAGUUGUGGUUUCAAUCUUUGGGCCAAGGAAAAUAGUAUUGAGACUUGUUCCAACUGAAGGAAUUGUUGAUGGCAGUGCCACUGGUCAGGAUGAUAGAGAAGCAAGCAAGUUUCUGAGAGUUUUUGAGGAGACAUUUGUCUCUUGGUGUUUCAGUGAAAGUGAGAGUGCCAUGGAUGCUCGCUUGGAUCUUUUGCUUGCAUUACUGGAUAAUAAAUGUUUUAAACAGCAGUGGAACAUUAUUAUCACAUAUGCUACCAAUAUGUACCAUUCUGCAUCGUCCCAUAUUGAAAGGUUUUCAAUUCUUAUUGAAAAGGCUAGGAAGCUGACAAAAAGGCUGUCAAAACUUGGUGAUGAUCCAAUCUCUCAUAUUUCAAAUUGGCGACAUGAACUGCUGGAUUCAAUUGCUGUUACUAUGAUGCAGAAUGCUCCAACCUCUGCAGAUUCUGAUUUGCAGUUUAUACGGGCUGUACUUGGUGGUACAUCAGAGGAGGAUGAUACUUCUUUUCUGUCUAAGAAUGCCGUCGUUCAGAUAUACACAGAAGCAUUUGGAAAGCUUGUAGCUUAUGCUAUGGAGUCUCCUUUUGCUUGUGUAAGGAAAUUUGGUUCUAUUUCUUGUUCUCUUAUGAAGUCCACUACAUCACAGAUUCAAAAUUCUGCAGACGUGGUUAGGAUGGCUUACACUUCUCUAGAAGUUCUCAGAAGUACCCUUUUUAGCUUGAAAUCAUAUUGCGAGGAAAGUGAGUUGCUUCUUGGUAUUGGAGGCAUUAUCUUUGUGAUUGAUUGGGAAUAUGAUGUGUCAAGAGCAUCAGACACCAAGCACAAUGGUGCUUCGGCGAAAAGUAUCAUGCCCAGGCAAGAGUUUGGUAAAGUGAUGCAUGCUUUCCGUACAAGUACGAGUAAACAAUUUUGGAGAAGCCUUGUGUCACAAAGUCGGAUGACACUAGGAAAUUUUCUUAUACAGUUCAUUAGGUCUGCCAUUUUCGAGCAGGAUGUAUUUGAUGCUGGCAUGAUCACAUCUCUAUGCUGCAAAUGGAUGAUAGAAGUUAGCAAUCAUCUUUGUCUGAACCAAUUAGAGGAGCAGAAGUUAGUAGAGCUGCUUCUUAACGAUGAUGAAUCAUGGCCUUUGUGGGUCACUCCAGAUAACCGUAAUAAUGAGAGAAAGCAUGCCUUUAAAGUCGAGGGUGUUUUAACUGAUAUACAUAUUUCGCAGAGCCAGGUGUUUGUUGCUCUAGUUGACAAGCUUAUCUCAGAAAUGGGUAUUAACAGAAUGGUUGUUGGCUCUGAUCUACAAGCUUUAGCUGCAGAGGAGAGAGGAGGCAAUGGGCUAGUUUCUUCUCAGCAUGAAUUUUCCCGAGCUUGGGUAGUCGCUGAAAUGCUUUGCAAUUGGAAGUGGCCUAAUGGCAGUGCUUUAGAUACUCUUUUGCCUUCUUUAAGCUCUCAUGCUAAAAGUGAAAGUGAUGGUAGCCUAAUUUGCUUAUUUGACUCCACUGUAAAUAUUUUGCUUGAGGGUGCUCUUGUAUGCGGAACAAAAAGUCAGUUGAGUUUUUUCAAUACAUGGCCACCUUCAAGUAAAGAUCUCGAUGAUAUUGAAGAGCCUUUUUUGAGAGCCCUGGUGACUUUACUUUUUACACUAUUGAAUGAAGGCAUAUGGAACCAAGAAAAAGCUGUUGGGCUCUGGGAAUUGCUUCUAAACAAGCUUUAUGUAGGUCAAGAAGCAAAUAUGAACUGUUUGAGGAUUCUUCCACCCCUGGUUUCUGUUCUUGCGCGCUUCUUGUUCCAUAAUAAAGGAUCCAGUGAUUUGGUUAAAGAUUCCUUGCCCGAUUCUUUUAGAGAAACUAUUGUUCAAGACUGGCUCGAAAAGACUCUGACAUUCCCGUCCCUGAUUUCAUGGACAUCUGGUGAAGAGAUGGAGGAAUGGUUCCAGUUGGUUCUGUCAUGCUAUCCUUUAAGCACAACAGCUGAUGUAGGUCAUUUAAAACUGGAUGCGAGUUCCUUGGAGCAAAAAAUUUUACUUGAUGUGUUUCGUAAGCAAAGGCAUGAUGCUAACUCAUUAUUUGUCACUAAUGAGCUGCCAGUCGUAUCAUUACUGCUUUCACGCUUGAUGGUUAUUGCAGUAGGGUACUGUUGGGAGGAAUUUGAUGAAGAAGAUUGGAAAUUUGUAUUAUCUAACUUGAGGCACUGGAUAGAGUUGGUAGUUACAACAAUGGAGGAGGCUAUUGAGUGCUUGGAUCUUGAAACUGGAAAUAAAUCUGAUGAUAACUUAGAUCUUGUGAUAAGCAAGCUUAAGAAGAUCAUACAGAAUUUGGAUACAUCUCUUAUGAAUAUUGCAACCAAUGCCCUUUAUGCAUUUUCAUUAGUCAUGGAGCUUGUUGGAUGUAAUGCUUUGGAAAAAGCUGAAAAGUUAACAGUCUUAAAAACUGAAGUAUGCCAUCAAACUAUUGAUCUGGUCCAGGAGGGUGUUUUGCGGAUAUUUUUUUCAAUUGGUAUUGCAGAAGCUAUUUCAAGUUUGCUUUCAUGCCGGAGUUUGUCUAUAAUAGCAAGGAGCCAUCAUAUUUAUCCUCACUUUUGGAAUUUAGUAUCUUCGAUUGCAUUGAAGUCCUCCACACAUUCUAGAGAACAAGCUUUUAAGGCAGUUGAGCUUUGGGGUCUAAGAACAGGUGCUGUUAGUUCUUUGAUGGCCAUCCUGUUCUCCCCCAAACCAGUAUCUGUCUUGCAGCUUACUUCUUUUGUUCUCCUUUCAAGUCAGCCAUUCUCUAGUUUGGCCUUGGUGGACGAUCAUAUUUCAGACUCAUCAAGUUCUACUGUUGAUGUCGAAUCCCGUGAUCUUGAUUUGUCUUCCGAGAAUAAUUUUACUCUGAGGGAGGGGCUACAUUGCCUGAUACACAAACUACCACUUGAUGUACUAGGUAUGGAUUUGGAAGCACAAGAAAGGGUGCAUGUUUUCCUUGCUUGGUGUCUAAUUUUGAGCUAUCUAGUGUCUUUACCAUCUUCUUCCUCCAAUAGGGAGAAAUUGGUUCAACAGAUAGAGGAGUCUGCUUCUUCAGCAAUAUUGGACUGUCUUUUCCAACAUAUUCCUGUUGAAUUAUGUACAGCACAUAGCUUAAAGAAGAGAGACUUAGAAACCCCACCCGAGCUUGUGAAUAUUGCAACUUCGGCAACACGUGCUAUAAGUACGGGGUCUAUUCUCUUUGCAGUAGAAUCACUUUGGCCUAUUGGACCAGAAAAAAUGGCAUCACUUGCUGCUGCAAUAUUUGGUUUAAUGCUUCGUGUUCUCCCUGCUUACGUUCGGGUUUGGUUCAAUGAUUUACGUGAUCGUUAUUCGUCAUCUGCAAUUGAGUCUUUCACAAAAACAUGGUGCAGCCCACAUUUGAUGGUAGAUGAAUUAUCUCAGAUAAAGAAAUCUGAUUUCGUAGACGAAUGUUUUGCUGUUAGUGUAAGCAAAUCAGCCAAUGAAGUCAUUGCUACCUAUACCAAGGAUGAGACCAGUAUGGAUUUGGUCAUCCGUCUUCCUGCUUCCUACCCAUUAAGGUCUGUGGAUGUGGAGUGUACAAGGAGUCUUGGCAUAAGUGAAGUAAAGCAAAGAAAAUGGCUGUUAUCCAUGAUGGCAUUUGUUCGUAAUCAGAAUGGUGCUUUAGCUGAGGCUAUACGGAUAUGGAAGAGCAACUUUGACAAGGAAUUUGAAGGAGUUGAAGAGUGCCCCAUCUGUUACAGUGUGAUUCAUACUACCAACCACAGUCUUCCGCGUCUUGCUUGCAAGACUUGCAAGCACAAAUUCCAUGCUGCAUGCCUCUAUAAAUGGUUUUCAACCUCCCACAAGUCAACAUGCCCGCUGUGUCAGUCUCCCUUCUGAUCAAAUGAGCAGUAAUAUUUUGAUGCUGGCUGCUUGAUCUAUCAUGAGGUUCUAUCUAUUUUGAUUGACCAAAGUCAGGCAUGUAAGACAAUAGGCUGUGUUGGUUGGGGCAAUUAAAUAGUAUAUGGAGCAGCCGGGAAAAUUUGCAACCUCAUGUAAAUAUGCCCUGCUAAUUCAUGCUUUACAAGCAUAUGGACGAGGAAUGUUCAGAGCUUCACACUUAUGGCCAACUUUAUGAAGGAUGGUGAAUCAUGAACUGCUGUUGGUGUAGCUUCACAAGUUCUAGGUGACUAACUCAUAUUAGGAAAUUUUGAUGAUAUGAUUCUCUAUUUCAAAGUUGAUGCAAUUUGUGUUGUAGUGUCAUCCUGUAUUUUUUGUUUUGGGUGAAAGUCUAGAAAAGAAGAUGCAGUGUUGCGCGUUGACAUAACCUGAAGAUGCUGUACUGUUCGUAGUGUGUUUCUUUUCUGGGGUUGUUGCAGGGACAACAUUCUACCGGGUGUUUAGAUCACUGAUACUCUAUUUUCUUGGCUAAUUGUUUCAGUUGAAUUUAACAUCUUAAAAAUUUCCGUAUAACCUUCAGCUGCUGUUCUAUCGUCUCUGUUUUAUACUCUAGGAGAGUAAUUUUUGUAUCGUAAGGGGUUUUGUCAUUAUUGUCUAUGGGUUGGUUGUAGUUAUGCAUACAAUGUAAAAGGUUAAUGUGAAUUGAUCUACUUUACUUACUAAUAAAUGAAAAAGGCUUUGAACAA